AUGCCAGCCGCUGCAGCAGACUCUCGUGAGUAUCAGGACAUCUUCCACUGGGCAGAGACCCAAAAGGACGGUCAGAUACCAUCGUUUGGCACCAGAAAGAACGAUCCUUAUGAGUACCAAUCGGGCUUCAACAACAGUUUUGCAUCAGAAGCCGUUCCGGGGACUUUGCCACAAGGCCAAAACAGUCCUCGAAAUGUACGAUUUGGACUCUAUGCCGAGCAAAUGACUGCUUCGGCUUUUACUGCAUCACGAGCAUUGAACAAAAAGGCAUGGCUGUACCGUGCCCGGCCGUCAGUAGCUCAUCAAGGAUUUACGGAUCUUCCAGACAACCCAGACAUGGAAUCCAACUUUCUUCCCAUCAAUCCACGAGUCCAUGUUUCUCCCACGCAGCUCGCAUGGCUGCCAUUUGAAAUCCCGACCGGUACCGACGUCAACUUUGUCGGCGGUCUGAAGACACUGGCUGGCUCUGGAGAUCCAACCCUUCGAGAAGGCAUUGCAACUCAUAUUUAUGCCGCCAACACCAGCAUGAACAGGGAGGCCUUUGUGAACUCGGAUGGGGACUUUCUGAUCUGCCCUCAGCAAGGAGUCCUCGAUAUACAGACUGAAUUCGGAAAGCUCUUUGUCCAACCGGGCGAAAUUGUUGUCGUUCAGCGUGGGCAGAAAUUCAAGGUCAACCUGCCAGAUGGUCCCUCGCGCGGUUACAUUCUGGAGAUCUGGGGAUCCAACUUUGAACUUCCAGAACUGGGGCCUUUGGGUGCAAAUGGACUGGCUAAUGCCCGAGACUUCCUCCAUCCUGUCGCUCAUUAUGAUAUCGAGCAAGCCGACUGGGGCAUCAUCUACAAAUUGGGCGGCAAGUUGUUUCGCUGCUCGCAGCAACACAGCCCGUUCGACGUCGUGGCAUGGCAUGGCAAUUAUGUCCCUUACAAAUACGAUUUGACCAAAUUCGUCAAUGUCGGAUCCAUUUCCGUCGACCAUAUCGACCCCAGCAUCUUCUGCGUGCUGACUGCGCGCUCUCGCGACCCGGCUGCUCCCCUUGCCGACUUUUUGAUCUUUUCUCCUCGCUGGGACGUAGCAUCGCACACCUACCGUCCGCCAUACUUCCAUCGAAAUGUCGCCUCGGAGUUCAUGGGCCUGCUAUAUGGAGAGUAUGGAGGUCGCUCAGACGAGUUCCAGCCCGGCGGAGCCUCAUACGAGUGUGGUAUGGUUCCACAUGGUGUCGCCUACGAGCAGUUCAAAGCCGCCACCGAGAACGAGCCUCCGGUCAUGCAGAUCUCCAAGGGCACCGUUGCGUUCAUGUUUGAAAGCUCGCGUCCCUUCACUAUUACCGAUUACGCCUGGAACAGCGACAAGAAGCACGUCCACGCGGCGGACAUGUGGGACAAUUUGAUCGAUAACUUUUCUCAGCACCAGGAGGAAGUCCAGAAGUUGCUCGCUAUACGGGGCUCAAAGCAUAGGAUCUGA
This is a messenger RNA of Sphaerulina musiva SO2202, 1461 nucleotides long. RefSeq names its product homogentisate 1,2-dioxygenase. NCBI's taxonomy places the organism in Eukaryota, Fungi, Ascomycota, Dothideomycetes, Mycosphaerellales, Mycosphaerellaceae. Gene Ontology annotation, biological process: L-phenylalanine catabolic process. Gene Ontology annotation, cellular component: cytoplasm. Gene Ontology annotation, molecular function: homogentisate 1,2-dioxygenase activity. The record is from RefSeq and is a predicted model, not a curated record. The transcript is spliced from 4 exons. Bases 1 to 1461 code for a protein of 486 amino acids.